AGCCACUUUUGGCUCAAUGACAACAUUAGGUGACGGAAGUUCGUACAGUAUGAACGUAUAAUUACUCGUAUUAAACACGAAGAUGCGUUUGUUUUUAAUUCUUGGUACUCUACUUUUAUUAUACUGCAAUGAAUGCGAAUCGACAAAAACUGCUAUUUUCAUCUACGAUAAAGUAAAUGCAACCGAAUACGACGUCAACCUAUUUACCGGAAAAAUAAAACGAUUUUCCAGUACGUUAUUCGAGCCAGAUGGAGAUUUCGAUUUUCAUAUCAAGAUAGUGGUUCCUUAUAAAUCUUACAUCCAAGAAGUAUUAAAAUUCAAUUCCACUGUUGCAAAAGUGAUAACUCGCAAAAACGAUACCAGAAUUAAGGGCCAAUCCACAUUGAAAAGUGUACUUACACAGUUACAAGACUCUCCUUCGUAUUCGGUCAUCUACGUCAUCACUAAUGUCACCAAACCAAGUAACGACAUCCAACUCGACAGUAUCUUCGAAGAAAUACAGAUUAAAAGAACCCAGGUCAACUUUCUUAUCGAAACGGAAUCCUGCUUGGGAAACGAUUCGCUCCAAGAGUACGGAUUAAUUAGUUCUGCGAGUGAUGGAUUCGCACAAAUGGGCCCAAACUUAUUCAAAUAUCGCAAGAAUGUGCCUCGACGUUAAAAACGAUUGCUUUUAUAAAUGACGACGUGGAUAUGACCGCGAACGACAACGACUGGUUAUCAGGAAACAUCGACAAAGUUAGCAAUAGGCUAAUCGACGAUGGGAUGGAAUUUACAAUGAUUAAGAAAUUCUACUCGUCCUACUAUCCAGACGAGGACGAGGACGAAUCACUGAAUUCUACAGAUUUGACAGUUCUGCCAUUUGAAAUUCUGCUCAACACAUUACAAGAAUCUCCUUCAUAUUCGGUGAUUUUCGUCGUAACAAAUGCUAAUGCUACCAAACCCAGCAAUGAGACUAAGACUUCAACCGACUUAAUUUUGGAAGAGAUACAAAAUAAACGAACACAAGUGAACUUUCUCAUCGGAACGGAGGCUCCAUUUUUAGAUAACGAUUCGCUUCAAGAGUUCAGAUUAAUAGCUUCUAUCAGCAACGGAUUUGUAUUAGGCCCAGAAAUAUUUCAGUUCGACAAGUUUACAGAUGCGAUAUAUCUGAGAUUAACUCACCAACCUCAAGAAAUCCUUCUAUUUUCACUUCAAGAUAGCAAAAGUGAUGUAUCAUUUUGCUCACACGCAGAACCAUUUUUUACCAAUGCUUUGAAAGACUUUAAAUUCAGCAAUUGCAGUUCAAAGGAGCGCGAAAGAAAAUUAGGAAAUCCUCGGCGAAGUACAUUAACGAAUUUGAUUGAAAAAAGCGACGAUGGAUUGACGAUACAUCAGUAUAAACAGGCUCUUUCCAAGACGUGCUCUUUUAAAAAACCAAUAUAUUCGGUAUGGUUUGAUUAUAAAGGAUUUACUGGAAAUGAUUACGACUUUGAUUACGGGUUCACCAUUGAAGACGUUGAUUCCUUGGACAAUACAUAUCGAAGACCAAUGAGUGGAAUGACAAACAAAAUCUACGUUUCAUUGACGGACGAAAAUUUCGAACACGGAGUGGAUCAUUUCAAGAUACUCUUUCUGAAUCAAACUCAAUUUGGAGAAAACAUUGCAGUGGAACAGAUACCGGAGACCGAUUUGUUUGUAGGAUCAUUUGAUCCACCAAAGAAGGAAUAUUUUUACGUUGAAGUAACGAGUUACGUAAACGAAGAAACAACUGUUUCUCGAAUUUCAUCGACUGCUGUGAAUGCUGCGGAAGGGUUCGGAGAUGAUCAUGGCAAUCAAAUAUUUGAACAUCGACCAAUAUUUAAACGGCAACCAGUAUCGAUAGAAUCAUACGACAUCUACGAUUACAUCGACACAGUUUACUUUUCCAUAUGCGUGCUGUUAGGCGUAUUGUUGUUAAUCGUAGUGUUUGAUUUAGCACUAAAUCUUUUCACACCAGAUCCCUCCACUACCUCCAGGUGUACUUGUUUUUUACAACUGACAUGUUGUACGCGCCCCGAGCAGGGUAAAAACCCACAACAACGAUCAAAAAACGAUAAGGAUUGUUAUCGAGCGGUACCAACGGUAGAUCGUGUCUAGUGGAUGUUCAGAGAGCUUAAGAUAAAGGACCAUAUUUGUAUUAAGUAUAUUGAUAAGUUAAAUUUUUAAAAUUUCAACUACGAUGUACCAUACAUAACCUAAUUUUUGGGUAUUCGAAAUUUACCAUUUUUCAGCAUCCACCAUUACAUUUUUUUUAAAAGUUCUACAAUUAUUAAUUUUUUCAAAUUUUAAAUUGUUGCAAGAUUGCUUUGAAAAAUGAGGUAAACUUUCGGUUACCUAUACAUGAGAAUUUUAAAUUUUAAAAUUCUUUCUAACAAUUUCGACGAAAACAUUGGAGAAAAAUGACUUUUUUAAAAAACAAACUAAUCCAAUAAAUUUUUUUUGACUCGUUUUCACAUUGAUCUCCGCCAUUCAAUUUUUUUCAAGUUUCACCCAUCUUUUCGAAAUUGAAUUGUCGUAAGAUUGCAGUGGAAAGUAAGUUGAAAUUUCAAGAAUUUUUGUUAGUAUAAAAAUUUAAAAUUUUGGAAAUUUUUUUUCACAAAUUUCGAUGAAAAUAUUGCAUAAAAAUAUGAAAUUGUUGUAAGAAUGCUCUCUACUAACAUUUUUUUGACUCAUUUUCACUUUCAUCUUUUUCUUAGAAUACCUAGAUAAUAUUUUUUGUAGAAAUGUGUUCAACCUAUUGUAAAUGAUUACUUAUAACCAAUAAGUAAGUUCCUGCCUAUAAUUGAUUUUACUGAAUAAAUGUAUUUUUUUUGUA
Planococcus citri (citrus mealybug) is the source of this 2833-nucleotide messenger RNA. RefSeq lists its product as uncharacterized. The transcript has 11 exons. Lineage: Eukaryota; Metazoa; Arthropoda; Insecta; Hemiptera; Pseudococcidae. The record is from RefSeq and is a predicted model, not a curated record. Bases 691 to 2115 code for a protein of 474 amino acids.